CAUCAAGGUCCAAUCGAUUGUCAUAUGGGAAUUAAGUAAAUGUAAUAAGGACAGAACUUAAUUCAACGCGAUUCUCCUGCAGCAACGAACCUCAAAGGGAUGGAAAUGACCUACAAUGUCCUGCUCGGUGCCAUGAUUAUAACAGUAUUAGGUUCAGUUGCUUCUACGACACACUUGAGUAGUACAAAUGUGAUGGUUAAAGCUAUCCUGCAGCCAACCCAAAUCAACGCUACUAAACAGAUGUUAAACCUCUACCCUUGGAUAAGAAACAACUGGGAUCUUAAAGAACCGGAAUUAUAUCUAGUAGAAGAAAUCACACAGUUAUGCUCUGGCAAUAAGACAAGAGAAGACAACCUCUCUAUAGCGUACGUAAAGUUGUCCGUCUUCGUCCUCCCACUCACGAUGGCAUACACGCAUGAAGAAACAAAAGGAAAUCAGCACUAUGGGUUAGCAAAGGUCCUCAAGAAUACAAGCUGGUGGCUAAACAAUACCUACAUGGCCAUAUAUCAUAACGUUUCGGGAUUGCCUUUGCCCCCUCCUAAUCAAAAGACAGAGGCAGAACUGGACGAAUAUACUAGAGUAUUUCUACAAGCCCUCGUCAAUGAUAAACGUGUGAGCCUGACGAUUACUGAUGACGUGGUUAAGACGUAUCGAAACUAUGCUAUCCUUUACACAUUAAAAGAUGUCAUCCGUGAAGUUCUGUCUUGUUUCCAAUUCAUUUAAUAGAGAAGUAUGCUCCAGAAACCAUAUAAUUUUUGACUCUGAUAUUUCAAUGUAUUCACUGAAUUGCAUUUCAAAAAGUAACAAAGGACACUACCAUUUUGAACCCAGCCAGAGAAUCUGGUCGCUUGACAGUGUGACCUGCAAAGUCUCACUCUUGGCGAUCUGUUUCAACAACAAGAAGCUACACAAGAAGCCCCUCUUAACUCGAGUAUCGAUUCUCUUUUGUUAUUUAUUUAUUUUUUUCUGCGAUAACCAGAGCAUCAGCUAUCCGUGAACAGCACGUUGUGGUUUCGCGUGUGCGGACAGGUUACAAAGCUUUUUACAAAAUGGGAGCGUCCUUCAUCGAACGUUGGGAGCUUUAAGGAAAUUUUCAACUGGUUAAGUUACUCUGGAAUCUGGAGAAGCAGUAACCAAUAUGGUUUCUGAAGCAUACUUCUUCAAUUCAUCCAGUAUGACAAAUGUGGCAUCGCCUUCUAUAGAGUAGAAGCAUGCCAAAUAUCUUCCCUAUUUAUCACUAAAACAUAGACAAAAAAUUUUACUUAAGGAAAAAAGGUAAAGUGUGUAAAAUGAAAACGUUAUUUAUAAAUAUAUAAAUAGUUCCAAAGUUAUUUAUAGUUAGAUGCUAUAGUUAAACUAUAAGAUAUAAGAAGCUAUGUAUAGCCAUAUUGGCAAAAACACGUUUUCCACCCGCCUCUCGUUGAUCUAACUCUCAGUCAAAAAAAUCCAUCUUUGAGCCCUUGAUGACCAAGCGGUUUCAACAAACAAUUAUGUCUGCUGAAGAAUCUUUUGAACCAUAGUUAAUAAAGUGCAGCAAUGUUUGUGAAACCUGACAGAAUUUUGAUGUUGUAUCGUCUUUUUUGGUUUUUGUGAACUGAUCGGGCCAGCAUUCAAUACAGUUUCAAUUAUGUUGAGUUACCAUUCAGAAUUCUCAUUAAUGUAUUGUAGUGGCGUCAGACAGCUUGACUUUUAAAUUGUCGGUAAUCUCAAAAUAUUUCUUGGCUUAUUUAGGGUUUUCUGAAUCAGAGUUUGCAAAUUUUGAUUCUGUCCCUGUAUUUAGUCACACUGUGGAAACGCGAAGACAAAAGAUCGCACACAGUGAGCUCUCAGCAAAACCAGCGGCUUUGUUCUUAUUUUUUUUUUCUUGCCGGCUUUCAUAACCGUUCAACUCAACCAGCUAAGGUUCAAUCGAAAUCCAAAACUUGACUUAUUUAAAAAUACGUGGUUAUAUUCCUAACUUAUUAACUAAGUUGUAACUUAUA
Pocillopora verrucosa is the source of this 1982-nucleotide messenger RNA. RefSeq lists its product as uncharacterized. Lineage: Eukaryota; Metazoa; Cnidaria; Anthozoa; Scleractinia; Pocilloporidae. The record is from RefSeq and is a predicted model, not a curated record.